Messenger RNA from Dioscorea cayenensis subsp. rotundata (Guinea yam), 1134 nucleotides. RefSeq lists its product as uncharacterized. Gene Ontology annotation, cellular component: chloroplast. The record is from RefSeq and is a predicted model, not a curated record. NCBI's taxonomy places the organism in Eukaryota, Viridiplantae, Streptophyta, Magnoliopsida, Dioscoreales, Dioscoreaceae. The transcript is spliced from 7 exons. The coding region runs from base 76 to 960 and encodes 294 amino acids. Gene Ontology annotation, molecular function: oxidoreductase activity.
ACGCCAUCGUUCUCAUUCGACAAAAGUCGAAAGAUAAGGUUUUGAACUUCAAAAGAGGAAGACUAUUCCUGGUAGAUGGCCAUGGUGCUUGGACUAGCACGCUUUCCCCUCACCAUCUCCACCUCCCACUCACUCCGCCUCCUCCCAAACCCUCGCACUGGCUCCCGGAGAAGCUCAAACAAUGGACAACUCUCAGUCUCGGCCAUGGCCGGCACUGUUCUCGUCACUGGCGCUGGUGGUCGAACAGGUCAAAUUGUUUACAAGAAGUUGAAGGAGAGAUCGGAGCAGUAUGUUGCGAGGGGAUUGGUGAGGACGAAGGAGAGCAAGGAGAAUAUUGGAGGAGCUGAUGAUGUUUUCACUGGGGAUAUUAGGGAUACAGAGAGCAUUCUCCCUGCUUUCCAAAGCAUUGAUGCUCUCAUUAUCCUCACAAGUGCUGUGCCAAAGAUGAAGCCUGGUUUUGAUCCAAGUAAAGGUGAAAGGCCUGAGUUUUACUUUGAAGAAGGAUCAUUUCCUGAACAGGUUGAUUGGAUUGGCCAAAAGAAUCAAAUUGAUGCUGCCAAGGAUGUUGGGGUGAAACACAUUGUUCUUGUUGGAUCUAUGGGAGGAACUGAUGUCAAUAAUCCAUUGAAUAACAUUGGGAAUGGGAAGAUAUUGGUGUGGAAGCGCAAAGCCGAACAAUAUUUAGCAGACUCUGGAAUACCAUAUACGAUAAUAAGGGCUGGAGGUUUGCAAGAUAAGGAUGGUGGAUUGAGGGAAUUACUCAUUGGAAAAGAUGAUGAACUUCUCAAAACUGAAACUAGAACCAUUGCUAGAGCAGAUGUUGCAGAAGUCUGCAUACAGGCACUGCAAUUUGAGGAAGCAAAGUUCAAGGCUUUUGAUUUGGCGUCGAAGCCGGAAGGAAGUGGUACUCCAACAAAAGAUUUCAAGGCUCUUUUCGCUCAAAUCACCACUCGCUUCUAAACCAAAUUUUAUUAUUCAAUUCUUGCAAUUGUGUCUCCAAUUUUUUUCUCUUUUCUUGCGAACCUCUGGGAAAUUUCAGGCCUGAUCUGUUGUUGUAGUCUGUUGUUUUUAGUUUGAAGUUAUUAAUUUUGUAGUCUUGGGAGGAAUUCAAAUCCUAUUUUCUUUUUUUUACAA